Sardina pilchardus (European sardine) is the source of this 3034-nucleotide messenger RNA. RefSeq names its product selenoprotein N (gene selenon). NCBI's taxonomy places the organism in Eukaryota, Metazoa, Chordata, Actinopteri, Clupeiformes, Clupeidae. The transcript has 12 exons. The record is from RefSeq and is a predicted model, not a curated record. Gene Ontology annotation, biological process: skeletal muscle fiber development; calcium ion homeostasis. Gene Ontology annotation, molecular function: calcium ion binding. Gene Ontology annotation, cellular component: endoplasmic reticulum membrane.
GAGGCUGCGUAAAUGCAGUUCUAGUUGCUAGAAACGGCAACAUCAGCCAGACGUCUGGUCUUGUAACAGUUAGGCUAUACAUUUGAAACUAUGUUCUAGGUGGGUCGGGAGCAGCUACUUUCGAGUAGAAGUGGAGGGAGAUCCAGAGUGCAAUGGAGAGAUAGUCAGAAGAACAAUGUCCGCGGAAGUGGAUGAAAGAAUACCCGAGGAGAAGAAUGCCAUGGCCCUGGAGGAUGUGGUUGAAGACCAGCCGUCUUCAGGCGUGGAAUGUGGCAUUAACAGACCCACCCCACAACGGUUUCGGGGAGCUUUUCCCACUCUUCUUGUUAUAAUCGCCGUACCUCUUAUUGCUGUUGGUUAUAAAUAUUAUCAGGACCAGCAGCUCCGACAGCGUCAUGAACUGGGAUUGAAAGUACUAGGAGCCGACGGCCUCUUUAUCUUCAAUUCAUUGGACACCGACCAUGAUUUGUAUCUCAGUCCAGAGGAAUUCAAACCCAUAGCCGAAAAGCUCACAGGGAUUGCCCCGCCAUCUGAUUAUGAGGAGGAGGAUGUGCCCAGUGAUCCUGAUGCAGAGACCAUUACGCUGCAAGCUAAAAUACAGCCCUUGGUGAUGGACUCCAUGACCAAGAGCAAAGAUGGCUUCUUAGGGGUGACUCACAGAUCACUGAGCGGGCUCCGUUCAUGGCUGGCCCCUGCUGUCCCCUCCAGCACAUUCUCAGUCAACCAGUUCAGAGUUUUCUUGCCGCCCAAAAACAAGGAGGCCGUGGGUGACACGUGGUGGAUCAUUCCAAGUGACCUGAACAUCUUCACUGGGUAUCUGCCAAACAACCGUUACAUGCCUCCUCCACCUCGUGGCAAAGAGGUGUUCAUCCACUCUCUCCUGAGUAUGUUCCAUCCGCGGCCUUUUGUGAAGUCCCGCUUUGCUCCACAGGGUGUUGUGGCCUGCAUUAGGGCCGUAAGCGACUUCUACUUUGACAUUACAUUCAGAAUUCAUGCAGAGUUCCAGCUGAACGAAGUCCCAGACUUCCCUUUCUGGUUCACACCAGGACAGUUCACUGGCAACAUUAUUCUUGCCCGAGAUUCUUCCCAUGUCCGUGAAUUCCAUCUUUAUGUUCCGAAUGACCGGUCGCUUAAUGUGGAUAUGGAGUGGUUGUAUGGAGCCAGUGAGAGCAGUAACAUGGAAGUGGAUAUCGGAUACCUACCACAGAUGGAACUCCAAGCAACAGGGCCAUCAAUUCCCACUGUCAUUCAAGAUGAGAAUGGCAAUGUGAUUGACAGUCGCCAAGAGGGAAGUGAGCCUAUUCAGUUUGUCUUUGAGGAGAUUCACUGGACAUCAGAAAUCAGCCAGGAGGAGGCUACACAAAACGUUGAGGUCACCUUCUACCCUUUCAAGAAGGUUUCGUACUUGCCUUUCAUGGAGGCCUUCAGCAAAGCCCAGGCAGAGAAGAAGCUGGUCCACUCUAUUCUUCUCUGGGGGGCUUUGGACGAUCAAUCCUGCUGAGGUUCGGGGCGAACUCUCCGGGAGACAGUCCUGGAAAGUUCGCCCGUAUUGGCCCUGCUCAACCAGAGCUUUGUCAGCAGCUGGUCGCUAGUCAAGGAGCUGGAGGACCUGCAAGCUGAUGAGAGUAAUCCGGUUGUGAGUCAGCAGGCCCGAUUACACUUGGAGAAGUAUAACUUCCCAGUGGAGAUGAUGGUGGCAUUGCCCAACGGUACAGUGGUCCAUCAUAUAAAUGCCAACAACUUUCUGGAUCAGACAUCUAUGAAGCCAGAAGAAGAUGAAUCUCCGUUUGGCUUCUCUGCUGGAUUUGAAGAUCCUUCAACCUCUACGUACAUUCGCUUCCUUCAAGAAGGACUGGAGAAAGCAAAACAGUAUCUGGAAUCUUAAAACUGUGCCAUACAGACCAUGUCUACGGGAGAGGGGAAGAAAAGGGGGUUGAGGAAAGGAACACGAAAUCACAAGUGACUUAAUUACAGGAAGACUGGCCUCUUAUCUGAAGGCACGGAAGUACUAAAUCAAAGAUAAGGCUCAAAGAAUGCUCUGAAACUUCAGAGUUAAGGUCUGUCACACUUCUGCCUGAGAAAACCUUUUGCCUGUGAACAGUACAGAGGCUGUCAGUAGAAAUGGGUUGGAGAGGGGAUGUUUUUAUAUCCAGCCAUUAAAUGUAUGGCGAAGUUAAACUUUAGGAAUCACAUUUUAUAGACCAGUCAAACAACUAUGCAGUACUUAACUCUAAUCCCUGGACAUGGACAAUAUCUCUUGCUCAAAAUAAUUUGUGCUUUCUGCUAUUUAUGGGGGGGUUGGGGUAUGGGGGUUCCUCUAGGUAAAAGGCAACUAAUGCAAGCAACCAGUACUAUUAUUUGUAGUCUUAAUAGUUGUGCAGUAUUUGAAGGUACAUUUUGUGGCAUGUGUACAUGGUAGUGUCUAGACAAAACUGGUGCAGGGGAGAGUGGCUGCUUCCUGAGCUUGGACUGUUUGUGACGGCUUGGCCCGAAAGCCCCAAGUGGGUGGGGCCUGGCCUGAUGUCUUUGUUGAAGCUGAAGGAGGUGGCCGUCUCCCUUGGUCCCGAGAGUCAUCCGGCAGUAUAGGAGAGCAAUGCAAAUUCUUGUUGUCCAACACACUCCAUAGGGGGCAGCUUUUCAACCAUGCCAGUCCAUAUGACAUUUUCUAUAAUAAAAGGACAAGCUUAAGGCUAAACUUAAACCAAAGAUGAAUAAUACAGUGAGAUACUUAAAAAAAAGAAAAAAAAAAAGAUGUAACAACUGUUUUUUUUUUAAAGUUAUACAUGUGUACGUCUUAUGCCAAGUCUGCUUUUGGAAAGGAAUGUACAUUCAUGUUACCUUUUUAUGACAUCUGGUUUCACAAUUGCCAGACAAAUCUUUGGACAAACAUUUGCUGCCAAGUGUUUCUUGGAUGUGUUUUCUGUCUGAAUUAUGUUGUGUGGGCGCAAGAACAAAACUGUGGUGUUUCUCCCACACAAAGAGAGGCCCACGAACAUGAAAAAAUGUGCCCUGAAUAAAUGUUGACGUUUUCAAA